GCGCUGAGUGGCUGUCCGGGGGGCGGCUCCGCGGGGCGGGCCGAGUGUGCAGCUCUGCUCAGCCCAGCCAUGGCCGCUCUCCGCGCCCUGCUGCUCCGCGUCCGCGCUCCGCUGCGCCCCGUGGCCGCCGGCCCGCCGCCGCGCCCCUUCGCCUCGGGCGCUGGCUUUGAGUACAUCAUCACGGAGAAGAAAGGCAAGGAGGGCAACGUGGGUCUGGUGCAGAUGAACCGUCCCAAAGCGCUCAACGCCCUCUGCAACGGGCUGAUCAACGAGAUCAACCGCGCCAUGGAGGCCUUCCAGCAAGACCCGGCUGUGGGUGCCAUCGUGCUCACGGGAGGGGAGAAAGCCUUCGCCGCUGGAGCUGACAUCAAGGAAAUGCAGAACCAGACGUUCCAGAACUGCUAUUCCACCGGGUUCCUGAGCCAUUGGGACCGGGUGACCCACAUCAAGAAGCCUGUCAUCGCAGCUGUCAAUGGCUUUGCUCUUGGAGGGGGCUGUGAACUUGCCAUGAUGUGCGACAUCAUUUAUGCUGGAGAGAAAGCCCAGUUUGGACAGCCAGAAAUCUUGUUAGGGACCAUUCCAGGUGCAGGGGGCACACAGAGAUUGACCCGAGCAGUGGGGAAGUCGCUGGCCAUGGAGAUGAUCCUCACUGGUGACCGGAUAUCAGCUCAGGAUGCCAAGCAAGCAGGUCUUGUAAGCAAGAUUUUUCCUGUUGAGACACUGGUUGAAGAAGCCAUCAAGUGUGCAGAAAAAAUCGCCAACAACUCAAAAAUUGUAACUGCAAUGGCCAAAGAGUCCGUGAAUGCAGCUUUUGAGAUGACACUAACAGAAGGAAACAAGUUGGAGAAGAAACUCUUCUACUUAACUUUUGCCACUGAGGACCGGAAAGAAGGCAUGACAGCAUUUGUGGAGAAGAGGAAGGCCACCUUCAGAGACCAAUAGUGACUAGCCACCUCAACUUACGGAAGAAACUUGUUUGCUGCUUUCAGAGCAAAAUCUGUCCCUUUGAAUGAUGGUCUUGGGCCAAGCCGUGUCUCUAGCUGCGGCAGCUUUCACAGUCCCUGUGCAGCCCAGAACAUGUUCUGUUCUGCUCACAAUGAAGGGUUCUGCCCAUGUACUGCCUGUGUUCCGGGUUUUCACUGAAGGACGGAACCAGGUGGAGCAUCAUGCUCCUGUGGGAACUGAUGGUCAACUGGAGAGCUCUAUGUACACUGUUGACUAAAAUGGCAUACGAUCACAUGGUGCCUUUUCCCAGCCAUUGCCAGAGAAGUCAUCUUCUCCACUCCUGGGCUGCUAGGGUUUCUGCUGCUGCUGCAUAUACAUGCAGAAUUGUGGGUCAGCAUCUUUCAAAAAUGUUUUUCCUGGACAUCCUGACCAUUGCUGGCCACUGCUUUGGUGGAAAUGCAGUCUUCUCCCUUAGUACAGGGAGAGUCCAACCCUCCCAGAACUGUUCCCUACUCACACA
Messenger RNA from Suncus etruscus (white-toothed pygmy shrew), 1465 nucleotides. RefSeq names its product enoyl-CoA hydratase, short chain 1 (gene ECHS1). The transcript has 8 exons. Gene Ontology annotation, molecular function: enoyl-CoA hydratase activity. NCBI's taxonomy places the organism in Eukaryota, Metazoa, Chordata, Mammalia, Eulipotyphla, Soricidae. Gene Ontology annotation, biological process: fatty acid beta-oxidation. The coding region runs from base 70 to 942 and encodes 290 amino acids. Gene Ontology annotation, cellular component: mitochondrion. The record is from RefSeq and is a predicted model, not a curated record.